AUGCGUAUAAGGAAAGGAAAAUGUAGAAAAUUUGCUUGGAGUGUCAGGGAUCCAAGGUUGAAUGUUCUCCAAAAUGAAGUACUCUGGGCGUUUUACAGUGACUAUGUCAUGGGAUGCCAUAUUCUCUCAAGUUACUCCAAAGCUGAACUCCUGGCACUGGCAUUGUUCUUCACCGAACAAUUUCCAAUUGAGGAUGCUUACAUUGGUCUUGUUGCCUCAAGAUUGGAUAUCUCCUCUCUUGGAGAGCAAUACUGA
Messenger RNA from Rodentolepis nana, 255 nucleotides. The record is from the annotation of a GenBank genome assembly. NCBI's taxonomy places the organism in Eukaryota, Metazoa, Platyhelminthes, Cestoda, Cyclophyllidea, Hymenolepididae.